Messenger RNA from Stomoxys calcitrans (stable fly), 809 nucleotides. RefSeq lists its product as uncharacterized. NCBI's taxonomy places the organism in Eukaryota, Metazoa, Arthropoda, Insecta, Diptera, Muscidae. The record is from RefSeq and is a predicted model, not a curated record. The transcript is spliced from 2 exons. Bases 240 to 809 code for a protein of 189 amino acids.
CCCUACAGAUUUGAGUGCACUCACACCGGGCCACUUUCUAAAAGGGUCCCCGAUGUUAGCAUUUCCCGAACCGAUAUCUCCAAAUAUUUCUAUGAUAAAUCGAUGGACGAAACUGAAAGCCAUCCACCAUCAGUUCGCGGUACGCUGGAGAGAAGAUUACUUGAAAUCACUUCAGAAACGAUACAAGUGGAAAAACCCGCAAUCUGACGUGAAAAAGGGAGAUCUAGUCGUCGUUAUUGAUGAUUUGCUUCCACCCAGUGAGUGGAAGCUCGGAAGAAUCGAGGAUUCCCAGGCCGGAUCAGAUGGUAAAAUCAUCUAGUAAAAAUCAAUCCCCAAACUCCGAGAUAUAUCGUUGUAUGUUGUGUAAGAGAUUCCACAGCAUAAGUGUAUGUCCAAAAUUUUUUAAGAUGCAACCUGUUGAGAGAUGCCGGACAGUGCGUCAAUUCAAAUACUGUGUGAACUGUCUAGCGAAAAGCCACACAGCCGCCCAAUGUAAAUCAAAAAAUAAAUGUCGCAAAUGUCGUAAUUGCCAUCACACCAUGUUGCACCCAAACAAACCGAUGAUUUACACUGGAACCUCAGUUACGAACACCAAAAGACAACAAAAGAACCAUCCAAAGCAAAGAAAAAGUCAGCAUACUCAACAACAGCAACCAAGGCAUCAUAAGCAACAGAAGAGCAAGCGAAUUGGUCAAAAGGCUAAAAGGAACACAUCCAUUCAACCAUUUAUAAACCAAACCAUAAUUUCAGACGCCAUUCGAUCAUUAGCAACUGUACUUUGUGCCACCCACCAGAACGAUCAUUUCUAA